UCCAGUAUGAUGUGGGACACCCUGUAUACACGAUCCAAAUCCAGUAUGAUGUGGGACACCCUGUAUAUUCUGAUAUACCUUAAUAAACCUAACAUUUUGUACAGCGGAAUCUUCAAGAUUAUUUUGUCAUGUUCUCCUUCAUAAACUCUGUAUAUUCCGUUAGCAUCGAGAAAUAAUACCAGAACAGAAUGAUUGGGAACUUUUUUACUGCAGUGUUAUGUUGACAUUUUCCUGUUAUAGGCCGGAGCACACGUAGAGACAAUGAUAUUUGUUUUAUAUAUCAGAGAAGUCGGGAUAUAUCAAUAUAUCAGUUCAACAGCACUAUUCGACAGGGAUGGAUAGAUGGGGGAUUCUGGUUUUCUUUUUCUUGAUCCCAAUAAUCUUGGGAGACGGAGAUCAUGCUCAUUCUCAUGAUCAUCAAUCCCAAUCCCAACCCUCAACUCACCAAUCAUCAUACGAUUCUCCUUCCCCACAUGCAGUUGUGACAUCCUACGACGCCCCAACCUCCUAUGCCACCCCUUCCUACGAGGCCCCAUCCUACCACGCCCCCUCCUACCAAGCCCCCUCCUAUAAGCCUGUGCCCAAGUGUCAUACAAAAUACGAGACUCAUUAUGAGACCCAGUAUGACACGAGAUACAAGAAAAAAUGUAAAACACACUACGAAAGGUAUUGUGAGACAGCGUACCAAAAUAAACAGGAGACAAGCUACUCUCAAGAAUGCAAAACAUCUUACAAGACUCACUGCACUAAAUCUUACAG
Molecule: messenger RNA, 759 nt
Organism: Eurytemora carolleeae
Lineage: Eukaryota; Metazoa; Arthropoda; Copepoda; Calanoida; Temoridae
Exons: 4
Source: RefSeq, a predicted model, not a curated record